AUGCCUGACCCAUUCAGAGAUGGCGUCAUCGCAAACAUCAUCACGGACAGGCUGGCAGUACUUGCCACGGUGCUGGCGUUCGAUCUGAAGCUGUACAGACACAUCACCCACGCCCAUCCGAACAAGACGUCGUGCCCUGUCUUCGACAGCAAGGUGGAGCUGUCAAGACCGAGUAAUUUCCAGUCUUCAGUCUUCAACAUUGUAUCUUGUCUGAAGAUCAAGGCAGUAGCCAACCUUCUCCAUCACGGGUACUCGGUGUUAUUCCUCGACGUGGACGUGCGAUGGAAGCAAGACAUCUGGAAGAUCGUCAGGUCGUCGCCGUGCGACUACACGUUUCAGAUCAACCGGCAUGAAUACCAAGGCGUCCCCUUCACGUACAGCGGGAGCGAUGAAGGGAACACGGGGGUGUACUAA
Messenger RNA from Guillardia theta CCMP2712, 414 nucleotides. RefSeq lists its product as hypothetical. The transcript is spliced from 2 exons. Lineage: Eukaryota; Cryptophyceae; Pyrenomonadales; Geminigeraceae. The record is from RefSeq and is a predicted model, not a curated record. The coding region runs from base 1 to 414 and encodes 137 amino acids.